CUAAGUUUGGACUAGGUUCAUACUGCGCGGCGUACACUUUACAUAAACUAAUCGGCACCACUGACACGUUUCCGGAAAUGUGAAGACCUCUCCAGCUGGUUUGGUAUAUCGGAAUAGCAUAUUGGUCAUCUUCGCUCCCGCAUUGCAGCAGUUACUGUACAUUACCUGCAGACAUGACGUCCCGGGUCAAGAAGCACACCCUAGGUCACAAUGACAGCCCACAGACCACUGAACACCGCCAGUCAAAGAGAGCGAAGUCAGACAACACAGAACAACCAAAUAAGACACAAUCCACUGCAUUGCCAAAGGUAGACAUGAGUGGUGAUAACUACUGGGACUUAUCGAAAUCCCGUCGUGUGACAGUCUCGAAUUUCCGAGGGAAGGCCAUGGUCAAUAUCAGGGAAUAUUAUGAGAAGGAUGGUCAUGAGCUUCCCGGCAAGAAGGGAAUUUCUCUGCCAAUCGAACAGUAUGCGAGACUCGUGACUGUGUUACCCGACAUUGAACUUGCAAUCAAAGCCCACGGCGAAUCAGUUCCGCGACCAUCGUAUGACAAUGAAAUUGUGCAAUCUUCAGCAAACGAUGAGGCAAUUGGAGAGGUCAAUGCCCCGGCCAGCUCUGAGAGUCCGCGAAAGAAUAUUGAGGCUACAAGUGACGAGGAAAGCGGAGAGGAAUGAGUUAGACGAGUCUAGCGAGAGAAUCCUAGUUAAACUUGGCCACUAAACCAUGC
This is a messenger RNA of Aspergillus aculeatinus CBS 121060, 727 nucleotides long. Its product is annotated as transcriptional coactivator p15/PC4 family protein. Gene Ontology annotation, biological process: positive regulation of transcription initiation by RNA polymerase II. Lineage: Eukaryota; Fungi; Ascomycota; Eurotiomycetes; Eurotiales; Aspergillaceae. Bases 174 to 674 code for a protein of 166 amino acids. The record is from RefSeq and is a predicted model, not a curated record. The transcript is spliced from 2 exons. Gene Ontology annotation, molecular function: transcription coactivator activity; DNA binding.